GCCGCGGUGGCGGGAGUGUCACGUGAGGCUGUGCGGAGCGGCGGGCGAGAGUGUCACGUGAGGCUGUGCGGAGCGGCGGCGGGGGUGUCACGUGAGGCGGAGCGGCGGGGCGGCGGGCGAUGUGUCAGUGGCGGGGUGUGCGCCGCCUGUCAGCCCAGACUGGGAGCCGGCCGGCUGGGGGCGCCUCGCAAUGGAUGGUGCAUGUGGACCUGUGUCUAUAGUCUCUGAUCGAAGUGAAAUACAAGCUCUUGGAGAUGAACAUCCUGAAGACAGAAUUUAUCAACAAAAAGUACAGGAUAUCAGUAAAAAGUAUGCUUUCUUCAGAAGAACACUUGGUGAUGGAAACUGCUUUUAUCGGGCACUCAGCUUUGCUUAUCUGGAGUCAAUGCUUGGAAACAACAAGGGAAUCAAAAAACUUCGACAAAAUUUAAUACAGAGUAGAGAAGACCUUCUGGCUGCUGGAUUUGCUGAAAAAACAUUUGAAAAUUCUUUCAGCACUGUUCUCUGGUUCCAGUUUCUGGAUGUGAUUGACCUGGUAGAAACGGACGGUUCGGUCUCCAAGCUACUUGCUGUUUUCAAUGAUCGUGGUGCUUCAGAUCAUUUAGUGCAAUAUCUUCGACUACUAACAUCCGCAUACUUGCAGAAGCAGUCCAGCUUCUUUGAAUUUUUCCUCGAGGGAGGCAUAAGUAUUAAAGACUUCUGUGCUCAGGAAGUGGAGCCAAUGGCCGUGGAAAGUGACCAUAUUCAUAUCACUGCACUGACCCAAGCCCUGGAUAUAUCAAUCCAAGUGGAAUAUAUGGACAAAACAGACUCGGAAGUCAACCACCACAUCUUUCCAGAGGGAUCUAAACCUUUGGUUUACCUACUUUACAAACCAGGACAUUAUGAUAUACUUUACAAAGCAAGCAAUACCAAAUAG
Mobula hypostoma (lesser devil ray) is the source of this 919-nucleotide messenger RNA. RefSeq names its product ubiquitin thioesterase OTUB2-like. Gene Ontology annotation, biological process: protein K48-linked deubiquitination. The transcript has 6 exons. Gene Ontology annotation, cellular component: nucleus. Bases 191 to 919 code for a protein of 242 amino acids. Gene Ontology annotation, molecular function: cysteine-type deubiquitinase activity; ubiquitin binding. NCBI's taxonomy places the organism in Eukaryota, Metazoa, Chordata, Chondrichthyes, Myliobatiformes, Myliobatidae. The record is from RefSeq and is a predicted model, not a curated record.